AUGAAACAUAAAAUUACUGUGCCUGAAAACAAAUCUAAAAAAUUAAAAAUUGAAAAUGCUGUUAUUCAUCCUCUUAUAUUAAUUUUCAAUUAUAUUGAUGAUCCUUUUAAAUUUUAUAAUACUUCUCUAGUGUGUAAAGAGUGGAAAAAUAUUCUCAACAACCAUAUUUUUUGGGAAAAUUUAAUUGAACAUCUUGAAUUCGAAG
Dentiscutata erythropus is the source of this 205-nucleotide messenger RNA. The record is from the annotation of a GenBank genome assembly. NCBI's taxonomy places the organism in Eukaryota, Fungi, Glomeromycota, Glomeromycetes, Diversisporales, Gigasporaceae.